AUGACGGAGGAAGAGAUCGAAAGAGAGAGGAUGACCACUUGGGCUGAGAGGAUGCAUCGACGGGCUGCAUCUAUUGGGACUGUGGUCACCUCAUGUGGACAUACUAGUGCUCCUUACCCUCGGCGCAUUGAAAAGUUUGUACCAAAUUUGGUGAAGUUUGGUGUUCCUCUUGAAGAUGUCUGUCGCAAUGACAUUCCAGGACCUUUGCUUGUGAUGAUAUUGAGAGUGAACAAAGAGGGUCCAUAUAAGAAGGAUAUAUUUCGUGCCCCUGGCCAUCAAGGGAACAUGAAGAAACUUAUUCAUUUCUUGCAGAAUGGUCGACUUGUAAAUUUGGACAAUUAUUCCGUGUACACAAUAGCAUCUGUUUUGAAGAAGUUUCUCAGGAAGUUGCCUGAAGGGAUCUUUGGGCAUGAAAUGGAGCAGCGGCUUUUUGAAGUUAUUCAGUCUGGGACCCUUGAACAGCAGUGGGAAGAUAUCCAUAAGCUGAUAAUGGGGAUGCCGGUGGUGGCUCAGAGGCUCUUGGUUCUCCUCUUUGGUACCUUUCGAACCAUUGCCAUGCAGGCCGAAGACUCCCACUCAGGAAUGACUGCUGAGGCCCUUGGAGUCUCUGUUGCGCCCUCGUUCUUUCAGAGCUGUGUCAGUGGAGGAAAGCAUGCACGAAUGGAAGAUGUGGUGCGCUUCAAGGUGGCCACAAGAGUCAUGAAACUGAUGAUUGAUAGCUUUGGUGUGAGCAACCUCUUUGGUCGAGAAAAUUAUGAAUACUAUGCCCGCAUCACAGGGCGCAUCUUGAAAGUGGAAGAGGAAUGGAUCUUCAGCUUCCGUUACCCUUCUGAUGCCAAAGUCACUCGGCAAGAGAUUUUGGCUGUUCAGAAAUCCUGGUUAAAACAUGAAUCUGAGCGCUGGGGACUGAACCUCAAUCUUGAAGCUAUGAGUGGACAGGAAGAAUGUCAGUCAACUCCUGCUCUGAUUCACCAGCCAGAUGAAGUGCCUUCUUUGGAUGAAUUCCCUGAGGCCCCAGGUCGACUGAGCAUCAGCCUUGGUGACAAUGGCAUCUAUCAGACUGUGGAUGAUAAAUUGCAGAAAAGCAAAAUGAAGAGCUCAAGCUCACCAAAGGCAAGCCAGUUGCAAGUGCAAGUCCAUCCUGCUGAGCAUCUGACAUUGGAUGAGCUUAGAGUUGCCAAUCGCUAUGCUGAAAGUACCCGUUCUCUUUCCUACCUUCCUCAGGUACAUGAACGGCAGACGGCACGAAUGCGAACCCGCUCUGAAUGGUUCCUUUCGCCACUGCCUCGCUCAAGCAUGAUGAGUGUGAUGGAGCAACUUGAAGAUGAUGUGGAAACCCCUUCUUGCUCCCAUCCUCGCUCACCUGGGGCCUUAUCAGAGAAUCUCGGAACCAGUGCCCGAGCCCAAUUAGAAGGAGGAGGUAAGAUAGUUCGUCGAAGUUCCAGCAAGCGAGAGAAGGAGAAUGGUGGUGAGAAAGACAGCACAGCUGGAGACUGUAUGAUCCGAAACCCAAGUUGCCUCUUGAGGACAGGAUUGAGUCAAAUACUUGGAGUUCCUCCAAACCGCAAGCCUUCCCGAUACACCAUAGAAAGUACUAAGUAUCAGGAGGAUGAGUGCAUGAAGGACUCAUUUCCUGGAGGUCCAAGAUGGUUCCCUCGAAGACCAGAUCAUGAAGAUUCACCUGUGAAGCCUAGUAAACUCUUCAUGGUCAAGAGGAUUGUCACCAAGUUUACAAACCAACCUUAUUGGGAGAAGAAAAUCCUGAAGGACUUUGGCCUCCUCCUCAAGGGCAAUCCAGUUGCAGUAGUGAAAAACACCCCAAAGACCAAUGCACUCCUUUGGAAAGUGAAGCAUUUAGUGGAGAUAACACCAAUUGAAAUUCCUGAAAACUUGCCCAUGCGGGGUGCAAAUGGUGAAGCUCCUUGGGGAACUCAGCUCACUGAUGAUGGCCAAUUCCUUGUUCCAGAAACAGUUCAUCCUAAGGUGGAAGAACUUAGGUUGGGAAAUGAAAGUGUUUUUGAUGUAAACAUCAAGUAUAAGAAGUCAUACAUGACACCCCUUUAUCAAAAAGAAUAUCUGAAACAAAAGUGGCUCAAAAUGUGGGAGGAUCCAUGA
Darwinula stevensoni is the source of this 2115-nucleotide messenger RNA. The record is from the annotation of a GenBank genome assembly. Lineage: Eukaryota; Metazoa; Arthropoda; Ostracoda; Podocopida; Darwinulidae.